Messenger RNA from Ilyonectria robusta, 1185 nucleotides. RefSeq lists its product as uncharacterized. Gene Ontology annotation, biological process: regulation of transcription by RNA polymerase II; chromatin remodeling. NCBI's taxonomy places the organism in Eukaryota, Fungi, Ascomycota, Sordariomycetes, Hypocreales, Nectriaceae. The record is from RefSeq and is a predicted model, not a curated record. Gene Ontology annotation, cellular component: SAGA-type complex; nucleus. Gene Ontology annotation, molecular function: transcription coactivator activity; chromatin binding; protein binding. The coding region runs from base 1 to 1185 and encodes 394 amino acids. The transcript has a single exon.
AUGGCAAACAAUUCCCCCCGCAACACCCACGCGGUUACUUCAAUGGCGCCUCCCGCCGUUCCCACUGCCUCAAUGGGCAUGGGCUCAAAGAAGUUCGACAUCACCAGCCUGAUGUCGCCCCCCGACCCCGUCUUGGACAGCUUCAGCCAUCACCACCAUCAGUCGGAGAUGAGCAAGUCUGCAUCCGCGGGCAUUGCACAGUCGUCUUCAGCUAAGCACCCGAUGCCCAUGUCACCGCCCAUCUCUCCCUACAGCAAGCCAAUUUCCACCACCGAGGCCCCGGCCACUCCUCCGUCCCAGGCUGUCAAGGAUCCUCUCCUCUAUCCCGUCGAGGACAACAUCCUAUCCAGUCCGGCCCAGCCGCCUCUAUUCGCCCCAGCCGAGCUCGAAGAUCACCGCCGCAUUGUCGACGACCAUGUGUUGGCCCGAUCGCGGGCGUCUUUCGCAGGAGUGCUGCCACCUAAGCGAGAGGACUACGAGCUCGCCCUCACUUUCCGGUCGCAGGUCAUGAAGCACUUCACAGCCAAUCGCAAGGCAUGGUUGCGCAAGGAGCGCGCCCUUCUCGAGGCCGACCGGCGAGCUGGUGCACAGCGAUACCAUACAAUCCUGCCUGCGGCCAAGCCUGUCGUCGCUUCUAAGGCCCCACGAUCACAGCGCGUCGACCGGGUCUCGAAACCCCAGUCUGCCCCGCGCCCGAUCCGAACCCACCCCGUCGCGACCACCACCACCACCCCCGGCCCCAUGCGACCCGCUGCCCCCAGGCCUAGAGUUAGUGCGACCCCUGAACCUUCCCGAAGGAUUGUCGCCCCCAACCGUGAGGAUAAGGACUUCAAGGCGCUCCCCAACUACUGCCCGCCACUGAACUCGCUCCCGAGCCGACCCAACAGCCUCAAGGUUGAUUGGAAGGGUCAGCCGAUUGAUCUCAGUGGCGAUCCUCACGCCAUGCUCCUGCAUCCCGACGAGCUGACUUUGGCGGGCAAUCUGAGACUUGACUGCGCCACGUACCUGACGAGCAAGCGACGCAUCUUUGAGCGACGACUGCAGUGUCUGCGCAACGGCAAAGAGUUCCGCAAGACGGAUGCGCAGCAGGCAUGCAAGAUUGACGUUAAUAAGGCCUCAAAGCUGUGGACCGCCUUUGACAAGGUCGGGUGGCUAGACGCCGAGUGGGUACGCCAGUACCUGUGA